CACGCACUGAAGUCUCUGCGCGGUGGAACGGACCAAUACGUCUACAGAGAUUUCCCUAUAUUUAAAACGGCUCGAAACUAUUUGCAGAAAGACACAGUACCAGCGUCUGUGAUUGCUGUGCUAAUGAAUAGUACUCGGCUACAUGUCUACCACGGUUGCUAUGGGGUA
This is a messenger RNA of Phytophthora sojae, 168 nucleotides long. RefSeq lists its product as hypothetical. The record is from RefSeq and is a predicted model, not a curated record. The transcript has a single exon. The annotation marks the transcript as partial. NCBI's taxonomy places the organism in Eukaryota, Oomycota, Peronosporomycetes, Peronosporales, Peronosporaceae.